CUUUCCCUUUAAAUCUACAGAGUGUGGUUCACUUUUUGGCAGGAAGUCAGUCUACGCUCACCGGAAGCCAAAUAACGUAGCCACUGUGAGAUCCUGCAAGUGGCAGGCAGCGACGAGUUCCAACUCACCACCAGCACGCCUAGACGAGUGCAGCAUCUGAAAAUCAUCGCCCGUGUAUGACCACACGACAAAAGCAGCCAUGUCUUCAGCAGUGGACCUCAAGACCAAAGAGGAGAAGGACGCAGAGUUGGACCGAAAGAUCGAAGCGCUGAGAAAGAAAAACGAAGCGCUGGUCAAGCGCUAUCAGGAAAUAGAAGAAGACAAAAAGAGAGCAGAGCAGGAGGGCAUCGCCAUCACCACGCCGCGGAAGCCCCGCGCCCAUGAGCCGGCGCAUUCGGAGCGCAGGAGGACCGAGAAGGAAAACUUCACCAUCACUGUGGACCUGUCCAAGUCGCCGGCCGAGGGGGAUAAGCGGGCCGUUGACGACUGGAAACCGGUCGCGCCCCGCGGCCGCAGAGCCUCGGAAGAGGGCGACGCCCCCAGGAGGCCCAGCGACGGCCGCAGUCCCCCGAGGAGGACGGGCUCCGGUCGGGUGGCGAGGGGGGGGACCCCCGGAGGGGGAGGAGGGGCCCGGCAGGAGAGGAGAGUGCGGGAGACGCGCAACCCCAGAGAUGGAGAGCAAAGUGAUGCGGGAGGACGGAGAGGGGGGAGGAGAGGGAGGGGGGGACCGGGACCGGGACCAGGACCAGGAGGAAGCGGUGGACCGGGCGGAGGAGGAGACGCAGGGGGGACACCAAGUGGUGUGGACAGGAAGUCCAAGGAAUGGGAGGAGAAAAGGCGGCAAAACAUUGAGAAGAUGAACCAAGAGAUGGAGAGAAUCGCAGAGUACGAGAGAGGACAGCGGGCGGAUGGCGACAAGCCCCUCCGCAACUUCCUGGACGACCCGCGUCGCUCGGGGCCGUCCCCCGACGUGGACCGCAAGGAGGGCAGCCGGAGGCACGCGCGCAACUGGGGCGGCCUGGACUUCGACAACGUCAAGACGGGCGGCGAUCCCGAGAGAGAGUGGACUAGUCGUCGUCCCGGCCCCAAAGGCUCGAUGGACAUGACCAUGUCCAUGACGGGCCGCGAGCGGGCCGAAUACCUGCGCUGGAAGAAGGAGCGCGAGCAGAUUGACGAGGAGCGACUGGCGCGCCAUCGCAACGCCACCGGCCAGUGGAGGCGGGAGUGGGAUGCCCAGAAGACGGACGGCAUGUUCAGGGAGGAAGCAAAUGCGGCGGCGGUGGGCAGCACGCCAGAGCAAGGUGGCAGGAGAGAUGAUGGGAAGCGACCCCCCAAAGUGCCCACAUUUGGCGACUUCCUGUCCCAGGGCAGGUCUCAGGGUUUCCGGGGGGAGCGGAGUCGAGGGAAGGGCCAAGGAGGGAAGCCCAGCUACAGUAUGCACGACAACCGCUGGGAAAGCGAGAAAGACGACGUGGAGAGGGAGAAAAAAGACAAACCCAAGCGAGAGAAGAAGUCCACGCCUGAGCCGGCACAAAAGGCGGAGCCGGCCGCAGAAGACGAGCAAGACGACGACCAGUGGGAAGACGCCAGCGAGGGCGAGGAGGAAGUCUCGGACGAAGACGCCGGGAAAGAGGAACCCGGCGAAGGCCGAGGCUCGCCGACGCCCCCUCCGUCGUCGGCCAGAAGCCCCCGGGAGCGCCGUACCCCGAGACCCAAGGUCCGCAUCCCUUCGCCACAGGCGACCUUGCAGAAUCUCCCGGAGGCCGGGAAGCCCGUCAGCCCCUUUCAGGUGCUGGACGGACACCGGCCGGUGUCGGAUUGGGGGGAGGAGAUGGAGAUGCUGUCGCCGCGGACCAGCGUGGGAGGGGAGAGCCCCCUGAAACCACCGAGUGCUGAGAGCAGCCCCCCGCAAAAAAAGGAGCAGGAGACCGCUCAACCCGCUGAGGACCACGCAGCAUUACAAUCGCCUCCAGAAAACGCAGAAGUCCAGCUGGUUGUCCCGCCAUCAGAACCCGAACUUGCGCCGGCCGACGUCGCGAAAUGCGCUCAUGACGGGGCUGACACCCCCUCGCAAGACGAAGCGGACAGUUCGCCGGCCGCCGUCCCAGUGAGCGAACCCGCCGAAGCAGAAACCAAAACCAACGCAGAAGGGGAGGAAAACGCCGAAGACGAGAGUGACGACCGUAAAGGCGACGGGAAAACUGACGUGGUUGCCACGUCGGAAUCGGAGGCGUCCCCCGUGCAGCCCACCUCGGACUGACGAUGACAUCGCUGGAGUGAUGUCACACGUCGUCCCCCCCCCCUCCAAAAAAAAAAUGGAGGUGGGAGGGGCCUCAUAGCCAUGGAAAAAAAACAAAAAGCCACUUCAGGAAAUGGAGCUGCUGGAAUCAGCUGAAGCCACGCCCCUUGAGCUCAGCCAAUCAUGAGGCACGAGAGGCCAGUCGCUCUGCAGUUAUUCGUUGCCGUAAACUUCACUUAUUUCAAGACAUUUUUAUACCAUUUUUUUUAUUGCUAUUAAGCAAUUAUUACGACCAACUGCCCAAUGUAUGACCGCCACGUAAUCAUUCUUGAAUUAAAAACAAGACUGUUAGAUCAG
Molecule: messenger RNA, 2596 nt
Organism: Syngnathoides biaculeatus (alligator pipefish)
Lineage: Eukaryota; Metazoa; Chordata; Actinopteri; Syngnathiformes; Syngnathidae
Gene: ccdc9
Product: coiled-coil domain containing 9
Exons: 15
Coding region: 200-2260 (686 amino acids)
Source: RefSeq, a predicted model, not a curated record